Messenger RNA from Adineta steineri, 3627 nucleotides. The record is from the annotation of a GenBank genome assembly. Lineage: Eukaryota; Metazoa; Rotifera; Eurotatoria; Adinetida; Adinetidae.
AUGUCUCUGGCCACCACUACCAUUCAUAAUAAUACGAUAGAUAAUUCACAUAUUCAAAUAUUUCUAGGAGGAAUACAUGAAGCUAAUCGUGAAUAUGUAUCGAAGAGUUUAUGUGAACGAAUUGAUGGUCUUAUAUCAUGUCAAUUUAUUGAUGAUAAUAAUCAAGUUGAUAUUUCCUAUGAUACAAAUAAACUUGAUCAAUAUACACUUUUAACUGCUAUUCAACGGCUAGGCCAUCCUGUACAGUUAAUAAACUCAGAAACUGUUCAAUGUCAAUUACGUAUUGAAGGCAUGCAUUGUAAUUCAUGUGUAUCAAAUAUUUGUGGUGCAGUACUUGAUUUACCCGGUGCUAUUGAUGUACAAUUAACAUUUCUUGAUAAACUUGCAACUAUUACUUAUGAUCCUUCGAUACUUCAUCUUGAUGAUAUUAUAACUGAAAUUGAAAAACUCAGUUUUCAAGUUGCUAUUUCAAAUGCUGUAGAAUCUAGAACAAUAACUGAAAAUGAUUCAAUACAUGAUCAAACAAUACCAACAUCCAGUGAAAUAAAUAUGAUUCGUACAAGAAGUGCUGAGGAUGAAACGAUAUUUAAGCGAUCGAAAUCAGUUGAUAGAACAAGUAGACAUCCUUCAUUAUCUAAACAAAAUGAUGAUACUGAUGAAACUGAAUUAGAAACAUGUUAUCUCAAUGUUCUUGGUAUGACCUGCGCAUCAUGUGUUGAUAGUAUACAACGAAAUUUAGGAAAAGUUGAAGGUAUUCAUUCAGUAUUAGUUGCUUUAUUAGCACAGCGUGCUGAAGUCAAAUACGAUCCAGCACAUUUUUUACCAACACAAAUAGCUGCAUUAAUAGAUAACCUUGGUUUUCAAGCUGAAGUACUUGAAACAGUUGCACGUGGAAUGGAAAUAAUCGAUGUUAAUAUAGAAGGUAUGACAUGUGCAUCAUGUGUAAAUAAAAUUGAAACGAAUAUGAGUAAAAUAUCCGGUAUAAAAUCAGUUAAUGUUGUAUUACUUACAAAUCGUGGAAGAAUUCAAUAUGAUUCGAGUAUAAUUGGACCAAGAGAUAUUCUUAAACAAAUUGAAAAUCUUGGUUUUCCUGCAACAGUUUUAACUGAAAAUUUAAAAUCCGAAGAUUUAGCACGUUCACAUCGACGUAUAACACGUCAAUGGAGAAAUUCAUUUAUUAUUGCUGCUAUUUUUGGCAUUCCUGCAAUGGUUAUUAUGCUUGUUUUUAUGUUUAAAUAUACAGAUCAUUCAACAGCACCACAUGUUACUGCUGGUUUAUCAGUUGAAAAUUUAAUUAUGUUUUUAUUAGCUACACCUGUGCAAAUUAUUAGUGGUCGAUAUUUUUAUAUUCAAGCAUUCAAAUCAUUAAGACAUAAAACAGCUAAUAUGGAAGUUCUAAUUGUAUUAGCUACAACUACUGCAUAUGUUUAUUCUAUUGUUGUUGUUAUUGUAAAUAUGAUAAUGAAAAUACCUAGUCCUAUGGCAUUCUUUGAUGUAUCACCUAUGCUUUUCAUGUUUGUUGCAUUGGGACGAUGGCUUGAACAUACUGCUAAAGCUAAAACAUCAGAAGCAUUGAAAAAAUUAUUAUCACUUCAACCACCACAAGGUACAUUGGUGAAAUUAGAUAAGACAGGCAAAAUUAUUGAAGAAAAAAUAGUUCUUGCUCAACUUAUUCAACGUGAUGAUUUACUUAAAGUUCAACCUGGUGAAACAAUUCCAACCGAUGGUCGAAUUAUUACUGGAACAACAACUUGUGAUGAAUCUUUAAUAACAGGAGAAUCAAUGCCUGUAGAUAAAACAGUGGGUGCACAAGUUGUUGGUGGUACAAAAAAUCUCGAUGGUUUAAUUAUAAUGCGUGCAACACAUGUUGGUCAAGAAACAGCACUAAAACAAAUAAUUCGUUUAGUUGAAGAUGCUCAAACAUCGAAAGCACCAAUUCAACAAUUAGCUGAUAAAGUUGCUGGCUAUUUUGUACCAUUUGUUGUAUCGAUUUCAUUGCUUACAUUAAUCAUAUAUAUUGUAUUGGGUUUUACAAUUUUUGAUACAAUGAAAAAAUAUUCAUCAUAUUAUCAAUCAAUGGAUGAUGAUGGAUCAUCACGUGGUGGACAUUCGACUGAUAUGUAUGGAGCAACAAAAACUGAAAUUAUACUUGAACUUGCUUUUCGUUAUGCUAUUACGGUUUUAUCAAUUGCUUGUCCAUGUGCAUUAGGUUUAGCAACACCAACGGCUGUUAUGGUUGGCACAGGUAUUGGAGCAUCGAAUGGUAUAUUGAUCAAAGGUGGAGAACCACUUGAAUCUGCUCAUAAAAUACGUACAAUUGUAUUUGAUAAAACAGGAACAAUUACCAAAGGCAAACCAACUGUGAUUGAUAAAAGAAUAUUUUUUCAAAAUUCACAUAUGACAUUAGAUCGUAUGUUAGCUAUAGCAGGAACAGCUGAAAGUGGAUCAGAACAUCCAUUAGCUUUAGCUGUACGUAAUUAUUGUAAAGAAUAUUUUGCUACUGAACAAUUAGGUCUUUGUCGUGAUUUCAAAGCUAUUUGGGGAUAUGGUCUUCAAGCUCGUGUUAGUGAUAUUGAUUCUGUUAUAAACAGUACGAAUUCAAAUUCAUCACAAACAUAUUCAGUUUUAAUUGGAAAUAGAGAAUGGAUGAAAUGUAAUCAUUUAAAAGUCGAUGAUGGUAUUGAUAAGACAAUGUCUGUACAUGAACAUGAUGGUCAUACAGCAGUAUUAGUAGCAAUAGAUGGUAAAAUAGUUGGUAUGUUAGCUAUAGCUGAUGAAGUAAAGCCAACAGCUGCAUUAACCAUCUAUGCAUUACAAUCACUUGGUCUACGUACUAUUUUAUUAACAGGUGAUAAUGUUAAAACAGCUCGUGCUAUUGCCAGUCAAGUAGGCAUUAAAACUGUUUAUGCUGAAGUAUUACCUACACAUAAAGAACGUUUUAUUGCUAAUUUAAAAGAAAAUGAUAAGUCUCAUGGUAAAAUAGCUAUGGUUGGUGAUGGAAUUAAUGAUUCACCAGCAUUGGCACGUGCUGAUGUUGGUAUUGCUGUUGGUACAGGUGCAGAUGUAGCUGUUGAAGCAGCAUCAAUUGUAUUAAUCCGUGAUGAAUUAUUUGAUGUUGUUGCUGCAAUUAUGCUUUCAAAAAAGACUGUAUGGCGUAUUCGAAUUAAUUUUAUGUUUGCUACUGUUUAUAAUAUAAUUGGUAUUCCAAUAGCUGCGGGUGUACUUCUUCCAGCUGGUGUUCAACUUAUGCCUUGGAUGGCAUCGGCAGCAAUGGCAUUAUCAUCUGUCAGUGUUGUUGUUUCAUCAUUACUUUUACGUUAUUUUAAAAAACCAAGAAUGGAUCAAUUUGAAAAAGAUAGUCGUUAUCGUGAAUGGUCACUAAAUAAAUCAAAUGGUAUUAUCGUUCAUCGUGGUAUUGAUAAUUUACCGCUACAUCGAUCGAAAGGAACAAGUAUUAUAUCAAGCCUUAGAAAUAGUCGAUUGUCACAAAUUGUCGGAGAAUCUAUCUCAGCUAUUAAAAAUGCUAUUAUGGAUGAAAAAAGAAAAGCAACAGUAUUUUUUAGUGAUGAACGAUUUCCUAAUCAGAAUAAAGAAGAAGAAAUGGAAUUACAAAUAUCAGCAUUAUAA